GCAUUUUGAUGCUUUGUGCAUUCAUUUCUUUCUGUGCUUUGUUGGAAUCUGGCUAUCUGCUUACAGCUGUGUUGGAAAUCCUGCUCUGGAGGGGCGGCGGGCAGGCUCUGCCCUACCUGCGCUGGGCGAUCAGCGGCUGUGCGCUCACCAAGGGAGGAAUAUGUUGAUAAAUCACAAUGUGCAUUUGUGGAGGGUUGUGCAUAUCUUGGCUGCAGCUUGCUAAAUAGGCCAUUUAGCAAUCUUCUUUCAAUGCUUUUCUCUUGAGCACUGCCUGGGGUGCUGAAAAAGCAGAGGGCAAGCCUUUGUCUGACGCCAAAAAUGUCUUCAGUGAAGAGGCCAAGAGGAAGGCCUCCUUCCUCCAAGAAGACUGAUGGUUCAGGAUCACAUACUAAGUCACAGAAUACCCAGGUGAGGGCAAUGUCUGAAAAGAAGCAGAGGAAAAAAGCAGACUCUGAAAGUAAACAAGAGAAGGCAAAUCGCAUAAUAUCUGAAGCGAUUGCAAAAGCAAAAGAGAGAGGAGAGAGAAACAUCCCACGAGUAAUGAGUCCAGAAAACUUCCCCAGUGUUUCAGCUGAAGGAAAAGAGGAAAAGAAAGGUAGAAAAGUUAAAUCGAAACCCAAGGACAAGGAAAGCAAAAAGCCAAAAACUGGUUCCUCAUCCAAAACUAAAGAGAAAACAAAAAUUGGGAAGCUAAUCAUCACGCUGGGUAAGAAACAGAAAAGAAAAAAUGAAUCUUCAGAUGAAUUGUCUGAUGCUAAGCAGACUCCGCAGAAGUCAUUGAAAGAUGAAGAUUCACAAAAGAGAAGAUCAAAUCGUCAAGUUAAAAGGAAAAAGUAUGCUGAAGAAGGAGAAGGAAAACAAUCGGAAGAAGAAGCGAAAGCUUCUGCAAAAAUCAAAAAGAAUUCUGCUCCUUUACCUGCUGAGCAGCCUUUACAAUUAUUUGUGGAGAAUCCAAGCGAGGAAGAUGCAGCAAUUGUAGACAAAAUUUUAUCUUCUAGGAUAAUAAAGAAAGAAGUAUCUGCUGGGAUGACAGUAGAAACAGAAGAGUUUUUUGUAAAAUACAAGAACUACUCUUAUCUCCACUGUGAGUGGGCCACAGAACAGCAGCUUUUAAAGGAUAAAAGAAUCCAGCAGAAAAUAAAACGGUUCAAACUAAGGCAAGCACAAAGAGCUCACUUUUUUGCAGAUAUGGAAGAAGAACCUUUUAAUCCUGACUAUGUCGAAGUAGAUCGGGUAUUAGAAGUCUCUCUUUGUGAAGAUAAAGACACUGGUGAGCCUGUUGUUUACUAUUUAGUAAAAUGGUGUUCGUUGCCAUAUGAAGACAGUACGUGGGAGCUGAAAGAAGAUGUAGAUCAAGCAAAAAUAGAAGAAUUUGAACAAUUGCAAGCUUCCAGGCCUGACUCAAGGAGAUUGGACCGACCACCUCCAAACUCAUGGAAGAAGAUAGAACACUCAAGGGAAUAUAAAAAUGGCAAUCAGCUCAGGGAAUAUCAACUGGAAGGACUUAACUGGCUUCUGUUCAACUGGUACAAUAGACGAAAUUGCAUUUUAGCAGAUGAAAUGGGUCUUGGCAAAACCAUUCAGUCAAUUACAUUCCUCUAUGAAAUCCUCCUGUCUGGUAUAAGAGGGCCUUUUCUGAUCAUAGCUCCACUUUCCACUAUAACAAAUUGGGAAAGAGAAUUUCGCACGUGGACUGACCUUAACGUUGUAGUGUACCAUGGAAGUAUGAUCAGCAGGCAGAUGAUUCAGCAAUAUGAGAUGUACUUCAGGGACUCCCAGGGACGUAUUGUUCGAGGUACCUACAGAUUCCAAGCCAUUAUCACAACUUUUGAAAUGAUUCUUGGUGGCUGUCCAGAGCUAAAUGCAAUUGAGUGGCGAUGUGUUAUUAUUGAUGAAGCGCACAGGCUGAAAAACAGAAACUGCAAACUGUUAGAAGGACUAAAAUUAAUGAACCUCGAACAUAAAGUGCUGUUAACUGGUACACCACUGCAGAACACAGUAGAAGAGUUAUUUAGUCUUCUUCAUUUUCUUGAACCAUUGCGUUUUCCUGCUGAAUCAACAUUCAUGCAAGAAUUUGGAGACCUUAAAACAGAGGAACAGGUUCAGAAAUUACAAGCUAUCCUGAAACCCAUGAUGCUCAGGCGAUUAAAAGAAGAUGUAGAAAAAAAGCUGGCUCCUAAGGAAGAGACUAUAAUUGAAGUAGAACUAACUAAUAUUCAGAAGAAAUACUAUCGAGCAAUCUUGGAGAAAAAUUUUGCUUUCUUAUCUAAAGGAGCUGGGCAAGCAAACGUACCAAAUUUGGUUAACACUAUGAUGGAACUCAGAAAAUGUUGUAAUCAUCCUUAUCUCAUCAAAGGUGCUGAAGAGAAAAUCCUUGGAGAGUUUAAAGAAACUUACAGCCCAACUGCACCAGACUUCCAUCUACAAGCAAUGAUCCAGUCUGCUGGUAAAUUGGUUCUUAUUGAUAAACUUCUUCCAAAAAUGAAAGCAGGAGGCCACAAGGUCCUUAUCUUCUCUCAAAUGGUGCGCUGCCUUGAUAUUUUGGAGGAUUACCUUAUACAUAAAAGAUACUUAUAUGAACGAAUCGAUGGACGAGUACGAGGCAACCUCAGGCAAGCUGCAAUUGACCGGUUCAGCAAACCAGAUUCCGAUCGCUUUGUGUUCCUUCUGUGCACCAGAGCUGGUGGUUUGGGGAUUAAUUUGACUGCAGCAGAUACGUGCAUAAUUUUUGAUUCAGAUUGGAAUCCUCAAAAUGAUCUGCAGGCUCAAGCCCGUUGUCACAGGAUUGGUCAGAACAAAGCAGUGAAGGUCUACAGACUGAUAACUCGUAACUCAUAUGAAAGAGAGAUGUUUGACAGAGCAAGUCUGAAGUUGGGACUGGAUAAGGCUGUCUUACAGAGUAUGAGUGGAAGAGAAAACAGUGUUGGUGGUAUCCAACAACUCUCUAAAAAAGAAAUAGAAGACUUGCUUCGAAGAGGUGCGUAUGGUGCCAUUAUGGAUGAAGAAGAUGAGGGCUCCAAAUUCUGUGAGGAAGACAUCGACCAAAUUUUGCAGCGGCGUACCAAAACUAUCACAAUUGAAUCAGAAGGAAGGGGCUCCACAUUUGCCAAGGCUAGUUUUGUUGCUUCUGGAAACAGGACUGAUAUUUCUCUAGAUGAUCCCAACUUCUGGCAGAAAUGGGCCAAAAAAGCAGAAAUAGAUAUAGAUGCUAUCAGUGGCCGAAACAGCCUGGUUAUUGAUACCCCACGAAUUAGAAAACAAACAAGGCCCUUCAGUGCUACAAAAGAUGAACUGGCUGAAUUGUCUGAAGUGGAGAGCGAGGGGGAGGAUAAGCCCAAACUCCGCAGGCCUUGUGAUCGUUCCAAUGGAUAUGGAAGAACGGAGUGCUUUCGGGUGGAGAAAAACUUACUGGUCUAUGGAUGGGGUCGAUGGAGAGAGAUUUUAUCACAUGGUCGCUUCAAGAGACAGCUAAAUGAACAGGACGUGGAGAUAAUUUGCCGAGCUCUCUUAGCCUAUUGUCUUGUUCACUACAGAGGGGAUGAGAAAAUAAAAAGUUUUAUAUGGGAUCUGAUUACUCCAACAGAAGAUGGGCAAACACGAGAGUUGCAGAAUCAUCUUGGCCUGUCAGCACCUGUGCCUAGAGGAAGAAAAGGAAAAAAAGUGAAGACCCAGGCCAGCACUUUUGAUAUACACAAAGCAGAAUGGCUUCGAAAGUACAAUCCAGAACAUCUGUUGCAAGAUGAAGGAUACAAAAAGCACAUAAAACACCACUGCAACAAGUAAGUAGCAGUUGAAGUGU
Meleagris gallopavo (turkey) is the source of this 3799-nucleotide messenger RNA. Lineage: Eukaryota; Metazoa; Chordata; Aves; Galliformes; Phasianidae. The record is from RefSeq and is a predicted model, not a curated record.